GCUGCCAAGUGCCACCCAGCAGAAUUCAGUGUAUUGACAUUACGCUACACAUUUUCUACAGUCAUAAAAUUGUUAUUUUAUGAAUGUUUUUCUUAAUUGCAAAUGAUUGUGAUUUCUAUUAAUGCCUAAUAAAGUUUUAUCAACAUGGCUUUGAAAAAAGUCAAAGGGAAUUUUGAACGAAUGUUCGAUAAAAAUCUCACGGAUUUAGUUCGGGGUAUACGAAAUAACAAAGAUAAUGAGCCCAAGUACAUAGCACAAUGUAUGGAAGAAAUAAAAGUAGAACUAAGACAGGACAAUAUAGCAGUGAAAGCGAAUGCUGUUGCCAAAUUGACAUACCUACAAAUGCUUGGUUAUGACAUAUCAUGGGCAAUAUUCAAUAUAAUAGAGGUAAUGAGUUCAAACAAGUUCACUUACAAGCGCAUUGGAUAUUUAGCAGCAAGUCAAUCAUUCCAUGCUGAUUCAGAAUUGCUCAUGCUCACAACAAACAUGAUUCGGAAAGAUUUAAAUGCUCAAAAUCAGUAUGAGGCUGGCCUUGCACUUAGUGGACUUAGUUGUUUUAUAUCACAUGAUUUAGCAAGAGAUCUUGCUAAUGACAUCAUGACAUUGAUGAGCUCAACAAAACCAUAUCUGAGAAUGAAGGCUGUACUUAUGAUGUACAAAGUGUUUCUAAGGUAUCCAGAGGCACUCAGACCAGCAUUUCCUAAACUCAAAGAAAAACUAGAGGAUCCUGAUCCAGGUGUACAGUCAGCUGCAGUGAAUGUUGUCUGUGAACUAGCAAGAAAGAAUCCUAAAAACUACCUGUCCCUUGCCCCUGUCUUUUUUAAGUUAAUGACCACAUCUACUAACAACUGGAUGUUGAUCAAAAUAAUAAAACUGUUUGGUGCCUUAACCCCAUUAGAGCCCCGACUUGGCAAGAAACUGAUAGAACCAUUAACUAAUUUAAUACAUAGCACGUCAGCGAUGUCUCUAUUAUACGAGUGUAUCAACACGGUGAUAGCCGUGUUGAUAAGCAUCAGCAGCGGCAUGCCCGGCCACGCGGCUUCGGUGCAGCUGUGUGUGCAGAAACUCAGGAUACUUAUUGAGGACAGUGAUCAAAAUUUGAAAUAUUUGGGCUUAUUGGCGAUGUCUCGAAUACUGAAGUCUCACCCGAAGUCGGUGCAGGCGCAUAAGGACCUCGUGCUGGCGUGCCUGGACGACAAGGAUGAGUCGAUUAGACUUAGGGCACUCGGAUUACUGUAUGGAAUGGUGUCGAAAAAGAAUUUAAUGGAGAUUGUGAAGAAGUUGAUGGUCCACAUGGAGCGAGCGGAGGGUACGCUGUAUCGCGACGAGUUGCUGACACGCAUGAUCGAGAUAUGCUCACAGAACAACUACCAGUAUGUGGUUGACUUCGAGUGGUAUGUCACCGUGCUAGCGGAGCUCACCGAGAUGGAGACGAGCGCUAAACAUGGGGCGGCGCUGGCGCGGCAGCUGACGGAGGUGGGCGCGCGGGUGGCGGACGUGCGCGCGUUCGCGUGCCGCGAGUGCGCGGCGCUGUGCCGGCGCAGCGCGGCCGCGCCGCCCGGGCCCGCCUCGCGCGAGGUCCUCUACGCCGCCGCAUUCGUGCUCGCGGAGUACUGCCAGGAGGAGUCGGUGAUGCGCGAGUCAGUGUCGCCGCUGCUGGUGUGCGCGGCGGUGGGCGGCCCCCACAUGCGGGCACGGGCAGUCUGCGUGCACGCCGCCUUCAAGCUUACGGCCAGGCUGUUACACGCCUACGAGACACGCGGAGACCUCGACGCCGCCCUGUCGGUAAUCCGCGAGGCGCUGGCUGGUUUGCGGCCGCUGCUCUGCAGCGAGGAUAUGGAGGUGCAGGAACGUGCGCAUAACGCGUCAGCGUUACUGGCGAUAGUGCUACCGCGGCUGGAUCCCGCCGGCGAAGACUACCCGCACGACACUCAAGAGAAACUGCUCGACCAUGAACAGAGCAAUGGUUUAGAGAAAGAAACAAAUGGCGGCAGUAUAAAUGGCGCGGAGACGCAUGGAUUCAGCGGUGGAUUAAUCGACGAACUCGUAGACUUGUUUGACGGCGAAUUGAAACCUGUAGCUCCGAAGGCACAGAAGAAAGUUCCCAUGCCUCCAGACUUGGACCUGAACGAGUGGUUAUCCCGCGAGCACUGGUCGUCGGAGAGCUCCAGCUCCGAGGAGGAGGCGGAGGGCGGCGCGGUGUUCGCGGCGCCGCAGCCCGACCCCCGGCCCACCGCGCAGUUCACGCCCGAGGAACUGCAGAUGUUACGAGAAGCACGUCGUCAGGAACAAGCGAACAAUCCGCACUACCUGAAGGACGACUCACCGCGCUCGUAUCAACUGGAGGAUGUGCCCAUCGCAGAGAUGGCAUUAGAAGUUCCACUUGAAAUACAAACCAAGAGAUCUGAUAAGUACUUAAUAAUUUCAAGAGAAAAUUCAAAGAAAACAAAGAAAGAGAAACGCUCUUCUAAGAAACGGAAGAGCAAAAAAAGCAAGCAUUCCACUGAAUCUGAUAGUGACGAUGAAGAAGAGAGCGUGCGGCGGCCGGCGGUGGAUGCGGGCGGCGAGCUGCCGGACGGAGCCGCGCCCUCCGACGACGAGCCGCCGCCGCCCCACGACGACCCGCACCGCGCGCUCGACCUCGACCUAGAUCUACCCCUACGUGAAGAAGAAUUGUUAACGUCCAGAAUCCAUCAGUAUCCAUCACCCGAAAGUGGUUUACUGUCAAAGAAAUCUAAAGAAUCUAAGAAGAAUAAAUCUAUCAAAAAUGAGUCGACUGACAAAUCAGUCAAGAAAAAGAAAGAUAAGAAGUCUAAACACGGCAAAAGCGUAGAUUUAAUGUUACCUGAAUCAGUUAAAAGUACUGUAGAUGAAGAUUUGCUUAUAGAUGAUUUUAGCAAAAGUUAUGGAAAAAGUGCAUCGAAAUCAGGCGACAAUGAUAAAAUCGUUCUUGACAAUCACGUAAAGAGUAUUAAGACUGAAAAAAAUAAAAAGUCCAAGAAAGAUGCAAAAGAAAAAGAUUCCAAGAAGAAGAAAUCGUCCAAAAAAGAUAAACACGAAACCAAGAUUGGUUACGAGGAAGCCUUAGGUAUUUCAACACCAAGCAAGGAAGUUGUAUAGUGUACAGUAUAAUUAAUUAUAUACUAUAUCCUUGUCACAUUAUACGUACCCGUCUCAGUGCAAUUGUUGAUUUGAACAACUUAGUAAUAAUUUUGUUGUAAUUAGUUCAAUAUAGUAUAUUAUAUAUAUUUAGUAGGCCUUGUUUUCAUUAAUAUUUCUUAUUACACCAUGACCAUUUAUAUAAUAAUGUAAUGUUUCCUUAAGUAUAUAUUGUAACAAAAGAAAAACAAAAUAUAUAAUCAUGUACAGUUUAUUAAAAGUGAAUAAAUAAAUAAAAAGCA
Messenger RNA from Achroia grisella, 3401 nucleotides. It is a transcript of the gene garnet, whose product is annotated as AP-3 complex subunit delta. Gene Ontology annotation, biological process: synaptic vesicle membrane organization; neurotransmitter receptor transport, postsynaptic endosome to lysosome; protein targeting to vacuole. Lineage: Eukaryota; Metazoa; Arthropoda; Insecta; Lepidoptera; Pyralidae. Gene Ontology annotation, cellular component: terminal bouton; AP-3 adaptor complex; endosome membrane. Bases 145 to 3120 code for a protein of 991 amino acids. The transcript is spliced from 19 exons. The record is from RefSeq and is a predicted model, not a curated record.